AUGGCUGAGGCUCAAGAUCCUUUCCCUUUCCCGUCUAAUCUUCAUGUUACCAGUUCAGUUACAAUUAAGCUUAAUGAUUCCAAUUAUCUACUCUGGAAAACCCAAUUCGAAUCUCUUCUCCGUAGCCAGAAGCUUCUUGGCUUUGUUACCGGUCAAACUCCACCUCCGCCGGCCACUGUUCUCAUCACAGUCAACAAUGAGCAAGUCCACCAACCUAAUCCGGUUUUUGAAGCUUGGCAAUGUACUGAUCAACUUAUUCUCUCAUGGCUGUUUGGUAUUCUAACAGAGGAAGUCUUAGGUUAUGUUCAUGUUUUAUCAACCUCUCACGAGGUCUGGAUGGCUCUUGCUGACAAUUUUAAUCUGUUUUUAGAGAGUUUGAUUUGCGUAGACGUCUACAUCAACUCUCUAUUAAAGCCAGUUGAUGAGUCGAUGAAGAUUUUUACCUUUCUGAACGGUUUGGGUCGUGAGUAUGAUCCGAUCUCCACUGUCAUCCAGAGUUCUAUGUCUCGUUUCCCACCACCGACGUUCAAUGAUGUCGUCUCUGAUGUCUCUGGUUUUGAUCACCGGCUUCAAUCUUAUGAUGUUUCAACGGACGUGUCGCCGCAUAUGGCUUUUCAAACACAACGCUUUGGACCUUCUCAACGAGGUCGUGGUGGUUCUUACUCUCGGUUUGGAAACAGUCGUGGUCGUGGUAGUGAUUUUUCAACCCGUGGUCGAGGUUUCACGCAGCAGGUCAAUCAAUCUGGAACACAAUCUAAUGAACUACCUGUGUGUCAGAUUUGUGGUCGAAAAGGACAUGUUGCACUUAGAUGUUGGAACCGCUUUGAUGUCUCCUAUCAGAGUCAAGAUGUACCACAAGCUCUAGCUGCUAUCCAUACGUCUGAUAAUUCAGGAAGAGAAUGGUUUCCUGAUUCUGGUGCCUCUGCUCAUAUUACUUCAACAACAACUCAACUCAAAGAUGCAGAGCCUUAUUCUGGUUCUGAAACAGUAAUGGUUGCACAUGGUGCAUAUCUUCCCAUUACUCAUGUUGGUUCCACUGUCCUUAACACUACCACAGGUAGUAUACCUCUCAAUGACGUUCUUGUGUGUCCUACAAUGCAAAAGUCUUUAUUGUCUGUCUCCAAAUUAUGUGAAGAUUAUCCUUGUGGGGUUUUCUUUGAUGCUAAUAUUGUGUAUGUUAUCGAUUUACAAUCUCAGAAGGUGGUGACAAAAGGACCACGUCGUGAUGGUCUUUAUGUGUUGGAGAGUCCGGAGUUUGUAGCUUUUUACUCAAAUCGGCAGUGUGCAGCUAGUGAUAUGGUGUGGCACAGACGUCUUGGACAUGCAAACUUUCAGAUUCUUCAACUUCUCCAAGGAAGCAAGGCGAUCUCAGUUAAUAAAAGUAUGACUGUUUCUGUUUGUGAACAUUGUCAAAUGGGAAAGAGUACUCAACUUCCUUUCUCAUCAUCAGAACCGAGUGUUUUGGAACCCCAUGCUCGUAUCCACUGUGAUCUUUGGGGUCCAUCUCCAGUUGUCUCGGUUCAAGGUUUUAAAUAUUAUGUGGUUUUUGUGGAUAAUUACUCACGGUAUUCAUGGCUGUUUCCUCUUAAAAUGAAGUCUGAUUUUGUGGAUGUGUUUAUUGCCUUUCAAAAACAAGUUGAAAACCAGUUUGGAAAAAAAAUAAAGACAUUUCAGAGUGAUGGUGGAGGAGAGUUUGUUAAUACUCGGUUUCGAAAUCAUCUUCAACAGCAUGGCAUCACACAUCUCUUAUCAUGCCCGGCCACUCCUCAGCAGAAUGGGAUUUCUGAAAGGAAACAUCGUCAUCUAACGGAGCUGAGUCUUUCUAUGUUAUACACAAGCAAGACCCCUUUGAAGUUCUGGGUGGAAGCGUAUUACUCUGCGAAUUACAUCAGUAAUUUGCUUCCCUCUCCUUCUUUGAAUAACAAAAGUCCACAUGAGCUUAUUUUUAACAAAGUCCCUUCUUAUAUCUCCGGGUUUUUGGAUCGGCAUGUUAUCCCUGCCUUCGAUCUUAUGGUCAACACAAAUUUGAGCCCCGGUCACUUCAAUGUGUUUUCCUGGGAUAUCAUCCUCAAUAUAAAGGAUAUCGAUGUUUAUAUCCUCCCACAGGUCGUGUUUAUAUUAGCCGCCAUGUGA
Molecule: messenger RNA, 2133 nt
Organism: Microthlaspi erraticum
Lineage: Eukaryota; Viridiplantae; Streptophyta; Magnoliopsida; Brassicales; Brassicaceae
Source: the annotation of a GenBank genome assembly